Molecule: messenger RNA, 1100 nt
Organism: Phyllostomus discolor (pale spear-nosed bat)
Lineage: Eukaryota; Metazoa; Chordata; Mammalia; Chiroptera; Phyllostomidae
Gene: TIFA
Product: TRAF interacting protein with forkhead associated domain
Exons: 3
Coding region: 252-809 (185 amino acids)
Biological process (GO): canonical NF-kappaB signal transduction
Molecular function (GO): protein binding
Source: RefSeq, a predicted model, not a curated record
UGCGCUUCGCGAGGGCCGGGCUGGCAACGGCUGCGCGUUGGGAAGGAGAGGAAUUCGUGGUUUCCCGGGACUUUCCCCGGCUUCGGUGGGGAGGAGGCGUGCCCAUCCGUCCUCUGGUCCCCGAGCAGACCCUGGGAGCCGCCGGCCGGCCGGGGGUGAGGGAAGACGCUCCCCGAAGAAAGCGCCGCGUCUGCGCGCUCUCCGGCGAGCCCGCCGCGGCGUGGGGCUCUCGCAGGCCCUCUGCUGCCGACAUGUCCAGUUUCGAGGACGCCGACACGGAAGAGACCCUGACUUGCCUCCGGGUCACCGCUUACCAUCCGGGCCAGAUGCAGACCGGGGUAUUCCAAUCAAUAAGGUUUCAUAACCGAGAGAAACGGCCCUCCUGCGAAGUGCUGAAAUUUGGCCGGAAUUCCAACGUCUGUCAUUAUAUUUUUCAGGACAAACAGGUUUCCCGAGUUCAGUUUUCCCUGCAACUGUUUAAAAAGUUUGAUAGCUCAGUUCUCUCUUUUGAAAUUAAAAACAUGAGCAAGAAGACCAGUCUGAUUGUGGACAACAAGGAGCUGGGCUACCUAAAUAAAAUAGACCUGCCGUACAAGUGCAUGGUCAGGUUUGGCGACUACCAGUUCCUGAUAGAGAAGGAGGAGGGAGAGUCCCUGGAGUUCUUUGAGGUUCUGUUCAUGAUGUCUCCAAGAUCGCUCUUGCAAGAAAACAACUGGCCAGCACAGACGCCCAUUCCCGAGUAUUCCAGCAUUUCAUCCUGUUCCACCGGAAGCACGUCUCCUAUAGAAACUGAUGAAAAUGAACCAUGAGCUCGGACAGCGAGAGGAGAAUUGCUGAUGGGGAGCUGUGCAGACACUCCCCUGGCUGUGUGUGUUAGUGUGAUGCAUUCCUGUCAUGUUAUGCUAUCAGAUUUGUGGUCUAGUGCUACCAUUCUGAAGUCUGUUGUUUGUGUUAGACAUGGGGUUGGUCACCUGCUGCAUGCCUGCAUGUGCCAAGGAUAAUCUUAAGUGUACAUCUGUUGAAGGUUAAUGUACAGAAAGUAUUCUUUGUGAUGAAGAGAGUGUUCUCAAAUAAAGUUACGGUGUUUUCUUUUUAUGCUU